UCGGUAGACUCCCACAACAAAAACAUCAUGCCUACCUCGGAGGAUUCCGAAAUCGACCUCUCCACCCUCAGCAAAGAAGAGCUGCAACAAGAAGUUCAACGAAGGGUGGACGCCCAACUUGCGAAGGAGAGAGCAGAAAUCGCCCCACUGCCAGCAGAACAGCAGUCACCUACCAUCGGCGAGCAGUCGCUACGUCCCACACCAGCCGACAUACCGCCCACCGGCAACCAGCCUUCACCCUCCAGCCAGGGAUCCCAAUCAUUCAACAAUCCCACCAACGUCGCCAACAUCGUGGCGCAAGCGGUCAAGGCGACAGCCGAGGCCAUGUCUGGACAUCAGGGCUUUGCCCACACAGGCACGUUUCGUGUCAACCCCGGCUCUGACAUAGACCCUUGGCUUGGAAGUGUGAAGAAAGAGCAGGAUUUGUAUAUUAUGUUUGAUGUUUUUCGCAGUAAGAUGGUGUCGUAUUUUCAGGAAGAGGGUGUAUAUGAUGUAUUAGGGAUCACUGAUGUCAAGGUUGGCAAGAGGGGUGUGGAUCUAGCAGAGCUAAGGGGCAUCUUCGGGACUGAUGUGGUGGACAAGUCGUUGAAGUUGUGGAAUAUUAUCAUCAGCAAGAUUCUAUACCCUCCGAUCCAGAACUUGAUCAUGGCAUGUGAGAGUCCCCAGCAGGGGUGGAAGAUCGUCACGAAGUUCUACCAAGAGAAGAAGGAGUCUGAGAAGACUAGGCUUGAGCAAGAGUGGUUGGCGUUAGAAAUGCGUGAGUCGGAGAACCCACAGGAUUACAUAGCAAGGUCGGAAGCUCUUCGAUUACGUCUUGCCUCAGUAGGAACUAUCAAAGACACAACACAUGCUUACAAGGACGUUGUGCGCGGCCUUCCCCCAUCGUAUGCCGUGCAAAAAGGAAUAUUGCUAGCAAGCGAUGUCGUGACUUUGCAUGCCCUUGAGACUGUGGUGAGGGACGCCCACAUGGAGAUGGAGCGCGAGAGGAGCAAGGAGCAGAGGCGAGAGGCGGAGCUCGCCCUCGUCGCGUCCGGUGCGAGCCGGAGCGGCGGGGGCAAUGGGGGGGCAUCCGGGGGACAAGGAGUAGUCGACGGUCAAGACCGUGAAAUCCGUGAUGGCGAGAGAAACCGUGACGUGUUCGUCGAAGAUCCCACCGGUUUUUGCCGCUACCACCAGUCCGAACUACACACGAACGGGCAAUGCCGUUACCAGCAGCAUCUGCGGCGGACUCGCACGAGAGCAGCCGCCGAGGAUCGCCACGGAGGUGGCGGCGGAGGCCGUGGCGGCGGCUGGAGCCAGCGAGGAGGAAGACCGCCGUCGGGAGCCGGCCGGGGUGGCGGGCGUUGGGCGUACGUUGUGUACUACGCCCACGAUGAUGGUGGCUACUACGAAGACUAUGGCGACUACGACGACGGCUACUACUACGACGGCGGCUACCACGACGCCGGGUACGCCCACUACGCCGGCGGUGGAGACAGCUACAGCUACCCCUCAGGGCAGUAUGUCAUUGUAGGAGAUGGUCGUCUGCUGAAGGUGAAAGCAAUCGGUAGCAUCAACCUCAGCUUUUUCCAGGAAGGCUCUGCUACCGUAGUACCUUCGAGUGAGAGCGUCCCGCCCACUGGUCCAACCAGUGUAGUACCUGCGAGUGAGAGCGUCCCGCCCGCCGGCUAUGCCGACGUAGUACCUUCUUCGGCUUCCGGUUUUGAGUGUGUGGGUACUUUCCCGGGUAUGGAUCUUGGAGAUACGAGUGUGCUCACCGACGAGCAGCUCAUGGAUGGCUAUGAUGACACCCCACAUCAAGAUUUUUUCCCCGUAUUUAUCCCAGAGAGUGACGCUGCGAAUGUGGCUGGUGUUUUGGAUAGCAUUGACGGAGGUUCUGAUUUUGACUUGGGUGCGGCCGCGCUUGGCCCUGGUGCGUCCCCGUUCACUCUUGGAUCGACCGAAAAGUCCGUUGACAUCAACCGCUUCCACCGCUCCCUUGCCCACGCUUGCGAGCCUCUUUUGAGAGAAACUGCCCAGCAGAGAGGCAUCGUGCUCACCGGCAAGCUGGAACCGUGCACGGACUGCAUGAAGGCGAAGGGCAGGCGAGCGUCGGUGCCGCGGGGGCCGGGAGCGAGGGCGUCCAAGCCUCUCGGGCGUGUUCACCUGGACCUGUGUGGACCGCUGGUGCCUUCCCUGGGCGGCAACCUCUACCUGUUCGUCGCCGUGGACAGCGCCUCGCGGUGGAACAAAGUCUACGGUCUCCGGCGGAAGUCCGACGCGCUGGCGGCAACGAAAAGGCUGCUGGCGGACGUGGGGCGGUACGACCUCGGACGAAUCGAAUGUUUCCGCGUCGACAACGGCACAGAGUGGACCCGCGGCGAUUUCCGGCGCUUCUGCGACGACAACGGCAUCGGCGUCGAGUUCACCCCGCCCGGCGUCCCGCAGUACAACGGCGUCGUCGAGAGCGCCAUCUGGCGGAUCAUGAAGGCCGGCAUGGCCGCCCGCCGCAGCGCUGGCCGUGUGUUCCACGUCGACUUCGCCUCCAUCCCCGGCCUCGACGAGCGUGGUGACCGUCUUUGGAUGGAAUCGGCGAAGUGGGCCGCCGACGCUCUCAACCAGUCGGCGACCAAGGCCAACCCCGGGCGGCGCUCGCCGCACGAGAUGUUCACCGGCGAGCAGGGGCCGUUCCGCGUGCUGCCGUUCUUCCAGCCCGGCUUCAUGCGCGAGGACCGCCGCACCAAGCUCGACGACCAGGCCACGCUCUGUUACUACCUGAACGGCGGCGACAACCACCCGAGCGGCACCGUCAAGGUCCUCAAGGCGUCCACCGGCCGCGUCGUCUACACCAACAACGUGUCGUGGGUGACGUCGGCGCCAGCCGGCGAGGGGGGUUCCGCUGGUAUCACCGCUGCGCCGACACCCCCCCCGUUCACGCCGCCGGUCGUCUCGAUCAACUUUGGCCCAGCACCGACGCCUUCGACCGCCACACCGCCACCGCCAGCGCCCACGCCGUCGCCCGCUCCCGCUCCCGCUGCCUCUUCGACUCCUGCCGCAACGCCGCCGCCAGCGACCACGCCGCCGCCCGCUCCCACGACUUCACAGCCGCCCUCUGCCACUUCGCCGUCACCGUCGGCGACCCCCGCUCCUGGCAAUCCGUCCUCUGCCUCUCCGCCGUCACCGUCGGCGACCCCCGAUCCAUACCAGCCGCCGCCGCCGCCGGACCCCGCGAUGCCCCCGCUUACGGCUCACGCCAUGCGGCAGCUUCGCCCGGGUACAAAGGCCGAGGGUAUGACAGACCCGCGGCUGCCAAGCCGUACGAGAUCGGGCACGAGGCACAGCACAGGACUCAUCUCGAUGCUAGACAGGAACACUCUGGUGUCGAUGCUGGAGGCUCGGAGCGCGGUGGAUAAGGAGCGCAGGGAGCUGGGGGGGGCGGAGGCCGGAGAGCCGGGGGGAACGGGGGCCGGAGAGCAGGCGGGAGCACUCGCAGCAGUGGACCCGGGGGCUGCAGGAGCGGGCUUUCCACUCGCAUUUGCCACGCUCCUCGCCAACCGGGAAGACAUCGACGCCACGCUGCGAGACCAGCGCCCGCCGGAGCAACGCCCUGACCUUCCGCAUUGCCAGGCCAGCGACCUUCGUGUCCCCAAGAGCUACAAAGAGGCCAUGGCGUCGGAGCACCGGCACCUUUGGAGCGACUCUAUGCAAAGGGAGUUUUAUGGCUUGUUGGAAGCGGGGACUUUUACUCCGGCGAAGAUGUUGGCUGCUUUGGCGUGCGAGUUGAACCUCGACUUGUGUCAUUUCGAUGUUGAGCAAGCUUUUGUGCGUUCGGAGUUGGAGGAAGACGUGUACAUGCGUUUGCCGCAGGGAUGUGGAGCUCUAUCAGGAAUGAUUGUAAAACUAGGCAAGAGUCUGUAUGGCUUAAGACAGGCAUCUAGGCAGUGGCAUGCAAUGCUGAAGAGGUGUUUGGUGGCGUUAGGAUUUGAGCAGUGCAUGGCCGAUGCUUGUGUGUUUCGUUUGAUUGAGGAUGGAUGUGUUGUUUUGAUUUUGGUAGUACAUGUAGAUGACAUCUUUGCUGUUGGAGAGAGGGAGAGAUGUGAUAAGUUUGGCGCUGACCUUAACAAGUCCGUGCCAGUGAAGAACCUGGGAGAGUUGAGAUGGUAUUCUGGGUGCUUUUACGAGAGGAAUAAGGAGACCGGUAGGUUGACGAUUUCUCAGCAGACUUUCACGGACGAGCUAGCAGCAGAAUAUGGAGUAGUGGGAGGUAGGAGCGUUCCGAUGUCUUCGGGUGUGAAGCUUUCUGAUUUUGAUGCGGAUGAGGUGGCGACAGAGUUUCCGUUUCGUGAGCUGGUAGGAUCGUUGAUGUGGCUGGCGACUCAGACUAGACCAGACAUUGCGAAUGCAGUAAGGGCAGUAGCUAGGUAUUGCGCAUCUCCGAAGCUGGUACACUGGAAUGCAGCGAUGGAUAUUUUGGGCUAUGCGAGGAGGACGAGUCACUUUGGUAUUUCGUUUCAGAGAGGUACGGUAGAGGGAUUCAGCUUGCAGGGAUACGCUGAUGCGGACUUUGCAAGCAAGGCAGCAGACCGUAGGUCGGUAUCAGGGGGGAUCGUGACGUGUGGAGGAGGCGCUGUGUCUUGGUUUUCCAGAACGCAAAAAUGCGUCACGCUUUCGACGACAGAAGCAGAGUACGUCGCGCUAGGCGACGUAGUGAAGGAGAUUUUGUUUUUGAGGCAGAUUUGGCGUUUCAUGUUGCCGCAGGUCGGCAUGCCGUGCAUCCCCGUCUUCGAGGACAACCAGGGGGCGAUUCAACUAGCGCAGAACCCCAUCUCAAACUCGAACUCGAAGCACAUUGAUGUAAGGCACCAUUUUCUCAGGGAACUGGUAGAGAGGAAGGAGAUUUCGGUGAUUCACGUGCCGUCUCCGUACCAGCGUGCAGACUUUCUUACGAAAAGUUUGCCCAAGGAUGCGUUCGAGUCUCACCGUGAUUUUGUGAUGAAUUUGGCAUGA
Molecule: messenger RNA, 4986 nt
Organism: Ectocarpus sp. CCAP 1310/34
Lineage: Eukaryota; Phaeophyceae; Ectocarpales; Ectocarpaceae
Source: the annotation of a GenBank genome assembly